Kickxella alabastrina is the source of this 2994-nucleotide messenger RNA. RefSeq lists its product as uncharacterized. The record is from RefSeq and is a predicted model, not a curated record. Gene Ontology annotation, biological process: translational initiation. The transcript has a single exon. Lineage: Eukaryota; Fungi; Kickxellomycota; Kickxellomycetes; Kickxellales; Kickxellaceae. Bases 81 to 2897 code for a protein of 938 amino acids. Gene Ontology annotation, molecular function: GTP binding; translation initiation factor activity; GTPase activity.
CUCCACUUUGCUUUUCGAUUGAAUUUCUCCCCACUUUUUAGACACCAAUUCAGACUUUUUACUAUUUAUGUGUUAAAAACAUGUACGCAAUUCCGAACAAAAACAGACUCGUGCAAGCCACGCCGCGGCUCGGUAGCAGCGGUGUUUGCAUCUGGAGAUCGUACUACUCUGCGUCAGACUUUGAUCGGCUACAAAGAUUGCGCAACGAGUUCAACAAGGCCAAGUCGAACGACACGUCGGGAAAGUGGAAAAGUAACGCCAGCGCGGGAAAUCCCACCAACCCGAGUAUAUCGAAGCGCCCGGUCAUCGGCGGGCACGCACGGAACAAUCUCAAAUCGGCGCACAGCGUGAUCCCAACUUUUAAGCCGUUCUUCGAACAAGCAUCGCCAACAGUAACGGUAGAGACAGCACAUGCAGUCCCUGCAAAGCUUGAGCAGAAGCCUAAGGAGGACAGCAGCAGCAAAGUUGAUUCGCCAAAGCCAGCGCUAGGAAGUGCCAGGUUCUUUUUCAUGGGACGUGGCCAGCCAACAAAACAGACAGAGUUGCCUUCUGUCGCUUGGGCAUCCGAAAAUAAUGCUGCACAGGACUCGCCACCUGCCACGGGCUCUACAGGGACUGCAAAAAACCAACCUGCGUCAGGUCUGGGCGCCUCCAAGACCGCCAAUGCUGUGGGCAGCGCGGAUUUGAAGGGCCGGUCUUCAGAACUUUCAAGGAUGGUUCAGGAGUACGGCCGGCGCCACAACCCAGCAGAUAAAAAAAACGCGCCAAAAAAAUUCGAGCAGCAGUCACCAACUCAGCAAGAUCGGAAGCAGCCGGAUAUUAAAUAUGCAAAGCAAGGUGAUGCGCCAAAGAAGCCAGUUGAGCAUAAGCAUCGCACAAGCGCUGCUCCCCGGAGGCCUGGCCAGCGCAUCGAGAACGCGGAUCAGGACGACGAGAACCAGAUGAAGCGGAGGCGCAGAAAGUUUAAGCUUCCAAAAAAGGGCCUGGAGAUCGUUCUGCCGAUCACCAUCACAGUCGACGGCCUGGCCAAGCUUCUCGAUGUCCCCAACGACCACAUGCUACGCAAAAUGGCGAACAUCGGCAUGGACAAGCUGGCCAACAACUAUUUGUUGACCAAUGAGGAGGCGGCUGAAAUCGCGCUGGAAUACGAAGUGGUACCGAUCAUCCCCGAGAACAGUGGCCCAGAGCUUCUGCCGCAGCCUAUUCCCGAGGAUAUGUCUGUGCAUCCUUACCGCCCACCGGUUGUCACCAUCAUGGGCCACGUCGACCAUGGCAAAACAACACUUUUGGACACCUUGCGCAACUCCACGAUCACUGCGAGCGAGGCAGGCGGCAUCACGCAGCACAUUGGCGCGUUCUCGGUGGAGCUGAAGGACGGCCACCACAUCACAUUUCUGGACACGCCAGGGCACGCCGCCUUCAGUGCGAUGCGUGCUCGCGGUGCCAAUGCGACAGAUAUUGUAGUCCUUGUAGUAGCGGCGGAUGACGGCGUGAUGCCCCAGACGAAGGAGGCAAUCCAGCAUGCACUGGACGCGGAUGUGCCGAUUAUUGUCGCGGUCAACAAAUGCGAUAAGCCGGGAGUUGACCCUUCGCGCAUCCUAGAGGAGCUGCUGAAGUACGGCAUUCAGACUGAGGAGAUGGGCGGCGACAUCCAGUCGGUCAAUAUCUCGGCGCUAAAGGGUACUGGAGUUGACGAGCUUGCUGAGAACAUUGCUACACUGGCCGAAGUGAUGGACCUCCGCGCUGAGGUCGACAUCCCGACGCACGCGACAGUGAUCGAGUCCCAGGUUGAGAAGGGUCGCGGCAACGUCGCCUCCGUCUUGGUGAAGCGCGGGACGCUGCAUGUAGGCGACAUCAUCGUGGCCGGCACAGCCUGGUGCAAGGUGCGCAGCAUGUCUGACGACAGCGGCAAUUCUGUCAAGUCGGCGACGCCUGCAAGCGCAGUGCGGGUUAUGGGAUGGAAAGAGAUCCCGCAGGCAGGAGACAUGGUCUUGCAAGCCGCAUCUGAGAGCCAGGCGAAGGACGUCGUCGCCAAUCGCAUUGACAAGCGCAAAAACAGAGACAAGCUGCAGACAAUUGGCGCGAUGAACGAGCAGCGGCGUGAGACCAAUGAACGCGAGAGCAGCGAGCGCGCAGAAGAGAAGGCAUACAAGAAGGCUGUCUGGGAGUUCCACAACGGCCUUCGCAACACGCACCCGGACCCGCUUCCCAGAAAGGGUGCGCAUAGCGGAGAUGUUUCUGGCGGGACUACUGAGGAGAUUCAGGUCCAGGUCGUUCCGGUCGUGAUCAAAGGCGACGUGUCAGGAACCGUCGAGGCUGUCGCUGGCGCAUUGAAACAGCUUCCAGACAAGAAGAUUCGAGCCAACGUCAUCAGCACGGGCGUCGGGCCAGUGACAGAGUCGGAUGUGACUAUGGCGGGCUCGGGCUCGCAGGGCGUGGUCAUCGCAUUCAACGUAAAAGCAGACAAAAAGACGCUUAACGCAGCCAAGCGCGAGGGUGUCGAGGUUAUGCCGUUCCGCGUAAUAUACAGGCUGCUCGAAGACGUCGAAAAGCUGUUGACUUCGCGGCUCGAGCCUAUUCGAAUCGAAGAGAUCCAGGGCGAGGCUGUCGUGCAGGAGGUCUUUGAGGUCACGCUCAAGGGCAACAAGAUCGCCAAGAUCGCCGGCAGCCGUGUUACUGUCGGUUCAGUGACGAAGGGCGCAAAGUCCCGCGUACUGCGCGGCGACAAGGAGCUGUUUACGGGCGAUAUCAGCUCGCUGAAGAAUAUCAAGCACGAUAUCAGCGAGGCGACCAAGGGUCAGGAGUUUGGCAUCUGCUUUGCCGGGUUCGAGGAUAUCAAGGAGGGCGAUAUCAUCCACUCUCUGCGGUACAAGGAUAUUCCACAGAAGCUCAUGUAGCCAAUUCGCAACUCCAGUAGCCACAAAAGUUUUAAUACAUUAUCAAUGUUCUUCGCAGAACGUACAAAUUGAUUUUAUUGUUUUUUUGUAUUGUUGA